AUGUCAAAAAAGCAAGAGAAAUUGACACAAGAGGAGAUAUGGGAUGAUUCUGCCCUGAUUGACUCUUGGAACGAAGCCUUACAAGAGUACAAGGUAACAUUCAUGCUAAGGGCGGAAGUGUACGGGAGUUGGAGCCUCAAAAUCGGUAAGUUGAGACCUCAAGAGGUGAGCUUCACUCGGCUAACGAGUGAACGAAGGGCCGAGGCGGAGGCUGAGUCUGGAUCUGAGCAACCCCAAGUUACAGAAACAGAAGAGAUUGAGUUGGAAUCGGGAACAGCAGAACAAAACAAGGAUAUCCCAUCAUCGCGCAAUGAGUCUAAGGAGCCAAUCGCGUCUCAAGGGACUCCCUCAUUUCCUAUACAAACCGUCCUCGGUUCCGUCCAGGACGAAAGCCUCAAGAAACUCCUUAUGUCAUGGUACUAUGCUGGGUACUACACAGGGUUGUACGAAGGGCAACAGCAAGCUCAGCAGAAGUAG
Molecule: messenger RNA, 477 nt
Organism: Fusarium tjaetaba
Lineage: Eukaryota; Fungi; Ascomycota; Sordariomycetes; Hypocreales; Nectriaceae
Product: Survival motor neuron 1
Exons: 4
Coding region: 1-477 (158 amino acids)
Source: RefSeq, a predicted model, not a curated record